This is a messenger RNA of Staurois parvus, 204 nucleotides long. NCBI's taxonomy places the organism in Eukaryota, Metazoa, Chordata, Amphibia, Anura, Ranidae. The record is from the annotation of a GenBank genome assembly.
AUGGGGGAAAAGCCGUAUUCCUGUUCUGAGUGCGGGAAAUGUUUUUCAAAUAAGUCUAUAUCUUUACACACAUCAAAGAUGUCACACAGGGGAGAAGCCGUUUCCUGUUCUGAGUGCGGGAAAUGUUUUUCACAGAAGUCCAGUGUUUACACACAUCAGAGAACUCACAUGUCACACGGGGGAGAAGCCAUAUUCCUGUUCUGA